AAGAAGAUGAGGCCAUCCUGUGACUGACUGCAGUCGCGCAGUGAGAGCGUGAGGGAUUGGAGGAGGGGAAUCGCUCAGGAAGGGAGGGAGGGAUUGGAGGACAGAGUUGCGAGGCAAACCAGGAUCACAUGAGCAAGCACAGAUCUGUUUACAAACUGAAUGUGUGCGGCCAGGAAAGACGCAGGAGCCUUCCUGGAUAACCUCACUAGCACACUUCUUUAACCCCCAGAUGCUUGGGUUUUGGCUGGGAUAUUUGUUAAAUGAGCCGAGGGACGAUCGUUUUUUUCGGUCUACUUUUUUGAUGGAAGGAUUGAGAGAGCAGAUGGUUUUAGGUGGAGAGAAAAAAUACUCCCCCACACAAACAUAAACGCUUGAAAAUACUGCUCUCUUCAUUCUCCUAAAGGGCCUGCUCUUCGAUAAAGGAAUAACGUUAGCUAUACGUAAACAAACAAAACAACAAGGCGGCGACGGUCAAGGAAGAAUUGCUAGAGGGAUCGACAAGAGACCCAAAGGCAUGCCAAAGUCUUUAGCAAGAGGGUUUGAGGGAAGACAAAGACUGUAGAUGGAGUCUUGAAUCAGAUCGUAUGUUGUUGGUGUUCGCACUUCUGCGCGUAUGGAUGUGUUCAGUGCUCGCUAAACCGGAGGAUUUAUUUGUUAACUUUUGCGUGCGACAACACAAAGAAGAUCACAUCCGAAGUGUCAUUCGGCCACGUAUGGACUCGUUCUCAGACUAGAAGAAUAUCAAGGGCACAUUAAGCUCCCUUUGUCUCUGUGACAAAGCACCUUGUGCAUAUUCACAACAUCAGCAGAGGCAAAGAGUGAUUGAAAUCUUUUGUCCUUCGAUGCUGACAUCAUAUAAGUGAGAUGAAUGGAGGAAUAAUUCGACUAUAAUCAAGACCGCACACACCCUAUCAUUUUAAGAGCUGGUUCUCAGACAACGCAAAUCGUCGGGAACAAGUCCAGCUGAAAUCUGGUUUUCGGCUGCGUCCUCCAGCCCCCGCAUUGCCUGUUCCCAGACAAGCAGUGAGUUUGCAGCGGCUCUGCUCGGAGUCAGAUUACAUGCAACCAUUCCAAUGGUGUAACGGCUGCCUCUGUGGUUUAGGGCUGCAGCAUUCAGACUGUGAUAUGUCAGAGGAAGACAUCUACCGUCUGCCGCUCAACGUGUACGUCAUCGUACUGGGCAUAGGCAUGUUCAUCUUCAUGCUCAGUGUAAUCUUCUGCUGCUAUCUGUUCAGGUUGAAACAGCAAGGCACAAGGGAGCAGUACAGCUACAAUGAGGUGGUGUUGAAAGGCGCAGGAAAAAAGCUGAGCCUGCUCGGACAGCCCUGUGCCGUGUGUCUAGAGGAAUUCAAGACCAGAGACGAGCUGGGUGUGUGCCCGUGCUCACACACCUUCCAUAAGAAGUGCCUGCUGAAAUGGUUAGAGAUCCGCAGCGUCUGCCCGAUGUGCAAUAAACCCAUCAUGCGUGUCCAGAACGCCGAUGCCCCACGAGGAGCCGAGGUGCUGCAAGACCCAGAGGAGGUGUGACCCCAGAAACUGUGCGGCCCACGGCCAGAUUAACACCCUCCAGUUCGUUGGAACAAAUCACGUGACUCGCCAUGGCUCUACAAAGCCAUCUAUAUGCACCGCCACAGCGGACCUGGAGAUCGUGAGAAACCAGGACGACAACGUUCAGCCUCCACUAGUGAUUCAGUAGCCAAACAUAAGAAUAAUCUCCUAUAUAUCGUGCCACAAUAUUCUUUAAAUUAGUAAUGUGCCGAGGUUCUAAAGCGAGAGACACACCGUGCAUGCUGGGUAGCAGGCAUCAAAAUGAGAGGUAAAUGUCUCAGUUUGCCUCAGGGGAUCUAACUAGGAAACAAAAGAAAACAAUUAGACUUUAACUGCCGAUGAAGGGGCGUAUAUAUGUGACAGUAGGGUGUAGGUGUAGUGCACUGUCUGUUUGACUGGUACUACAGGUCUUCAAAAAGAGCCUAAGUAGUCCUUACAGAAAUAUUCAAUGUAUAAUCAGUAACCAGCAGUUCUUCUCUCCAUUUAUCGUGUUCACUGCUUGAAUUGUUCCUUUUUCUUGUCAUUUUGUAUUGUUUGUUUUUGAAUAAAACGUUUUUGUGGUUAACCUUC
This is a messenger RNA of Pimephales promelas (fathead minnow), 2118 nucleotides long. RefSeq names its product RING finger protein 122. Gene Ontology annotation, molecular function: ubiquitin protein ligase activity. NCBI's taxonomy places the organism in Eukaryota, Metazoa, Chordata, Actinopteri, Cypriniformes, Leuciscidae. Gene Ontology annotation, cellular component: nucleus. Gene Ontology annotation, biological process: ubiquitin-dependent protein catabolic process. The record is from RefSeq and is a predicted model, not a curated record.